UGAGUUGAAAAACAGAUAAACGGCUGGAAGAUGCGCUUGACACUGGUGCUGCUUGUUGGAGCUCUCUGCCUGGCCCUCAGCUAUGCGCUGCCGUUGGACGAUGAUGACAAUGUCCAGGAUAAUGGCCAGAUAACAUUACUGGAUCUGGCCGAUCAGCCCGAGGGACAUGCUAAUGAGGGCGAUCGAGAGGCGCGAGCCUUCUGCUGCGGCGGCGGGUUUGGUCGUCGACGGGGUUACGGUGGCUAUGGUGGAUAUGGUCGUGGUGGUUUCGGCUAUGGUGGCUACGGUCGCGGUGGAUAUGGUGGCGGUUAUGGUGGAUAUGGCCGUGGCGGUUUCGGUCAUGGUGGACACAGACGUGGUGGCUACGGACAUCGUGGUGGCUAUGGAUUUUAUGGACGCUAGCCCCACAAAUAGAUUUAUGUCUCUUGGUCGUGCCUAUAAAUAAGUUAAAUUGUGUACAACAAUUCGGAUCGUAGUGCAACUUGAGCUCAUGGUGAAUUCCAUGUGUAUGGUGAAUAUGGGCGUGGUGGAUACGCUUCUCGACGCUAACCUCACAAAUUGUUUUGCUUAUUUUGCGUGUUAAUAAAUAAAUUAAACUAUGUACAAAAA
This is a messenger RNA of Drosophila montana, 609 nucleotides long. Its product is annotated as keratin-associated protein 19-2-like. Bases 31 to 402 code for a protein of 123 amino acids. The record is from RefSeq and is a predicted model, not a curated record. The transcript has a single exon. Lineage: Eukaryota; Metazoa; Arthropoda; Insecta; Diptera; Drosophilidae.